UAGAGCUAAGGAGAAAAUAGGAGAAUGCACUGUAGGACCAUUGGAAAAGUUACUACAGUGUUUCUCAACCUUUUAUAGUGCCAAGGACCGGCAAGCUAGAUAGUUUCCUCCUUUAGGGAAAACUUACAUUUAAACUAGCACAAAAAAAAUGACAAAAUCAGCAUCAGUUAGCUGAACAUCUCAGGGACCGCUAAGCAUCAUCCCAGGGACCAGAGGUGGUACUUGGGCCGGAGGUUGACAAACACUGGGCUACCAGACUACAGGAAGUUGUUGGUGUGUUUGAAAAGCAGGAAUGUUGUUGAACACAGCCUCACCUCGGAAGUCUUUUAGCGUCCCCAUUAACAUCAACCUGCAGGGUGCACGGAGGCGACAGACACGGGAGAUCUUCCACCCGUCGGCGGCGAGGGAGCAGGUGUGGCGGCUGGGAGAUUAUGGGUGCGGAGGGGAAAGGGCCAAGGCCCAGGUGACAGCCUCCAGUGUGGGGGAGGACAGAGCCAUGCUCCUGGGCUUCACUAUGAUGGCCUUCUCUGUACUCAUGUACUUUCUGGUUGGGAUCACUCUGGUCAAACCCCACCUAAACAGUGACUGGCAUGAGGAGGCCAGCUGCUUGCUGGUCCAGGUUGAUGUUCUGGAUGAGUGGGCCGACUGCAGAGGGGUCAGCACUGCCCCAUGCCUGAAGGUUCUGGUCAACCUCAGUACCUCUGGACAGAAGGCUCGCCUACACUAUGAUGAAGAGUCUGUACUCCUCAACCCUGAGUGUUUCUACAUACCCAAAUGUCAAGUAGACAGGAAAGUCCUUGUGGACGAAGUGCAGAAAAUCCUAAACACUUUGGAGGAGAUACAAGGCAGUGCGUUGCGUUGUCUGUCCGACCCCAGAAAAUAUCCAAAGGACACCAUUUUGAAGAGGAAGUACACGUUAGACCUAGUCCUGUGGUCUCUGCUGUGGCCCAGCUUGAUGCUGGGCGUGGGAGCUCUACUGGUUGGCCUGGUGAAGCUCAACCAGAGACUGGCACACCUCUGUACGGAGCUGGGUAAUGAGGCAGCAGAGGGUAGGCUGACAACGAUGACGAAUACCCAGGGCAAACUCUAUCAGCUCCUUAGGUGGUCUGGACAGAACUCGCCUAUGCAGGAGGACUCAGUGAAGUGA
Messenger RNA from Coregonus clupeaformis (lake whitefish), 1147 nucleotides. RefSeq names its product potassium calcium-activated channel subfamily M regulatory beta subunit 3 (gene kcnmb3). The record is from RefSeq and is a predicted model, not a curated record. Gene Ontology annotation, cellular component: membrane; voltage-gated potassium channel complex. Gene Ontology annotation, molecular function: potassium channel regulator activity; calcium-activated potassium channel activity. The transcript is spliced from 4 exons. Bases 293 to 1147 code for a protein of 284 amino acids. NCBI's taxonomy places the organism in Eukaryota, Metazoa, Chordata, Actinopteri, Salmoniformes, Salmonidae. Gene Ontology annotation, biological process: potassium ion transport; detection of calcium ion.